Schistocerca piceifrons (Central American locust) is the source of this 4369-nucleotide messenger RNA. Its product is annotated as mucin-5AC-like. Bases 41 to 4324 code for a protein of 1427 amino acids. The transcript is spliced from 9 exons. NCBI's taxonomy places the organism in Eukaryota, Metazoa, Arthropoda, Insecta, Orthoptera, Acrididae. The record is from RefSeq and is a predicted model, not a curated record.
UCCAUCUGAAGGUUUGACAUUGGACGAGAGUAGUUUGACAAUGACUGAGGACAAUUUACUUGAUGACUCCUUCCCGGACAAAGUAACAGUGGAUAAUGAUGUUAGUUUUCUCUUGGACAACUCUACAGAAAUUAAUUACUUAGAUGAGGAAACAGUGAAAUCUCAUUCUACAAGUAGUAGUUCAGUUCCACCUACAACAGUGAGCAGCUUAUCCCCUGCAUCUGAUAACAAUGAUGUAAAUGCCCAGGAGACAAUGAUGACAUCAGAAAUUACUGACUCUGUUUUCACUACUCUUAACCCCGGGACCAUUAUACCAAACAGCCCCUCGAUACAAACCACAACCAGCAUUAUUUCUUCCCCCUCUCAGUCAUAUGGAAAAGAAAGCAGUGAAGUGCCUGUGAUGACUGAAACAGUAUCAGAGGUACCAGAGAUGCAAAGUACCACAUUUGGCAGCACAUCUACAACUACUCGAUUUUCUCCUAGCACUCGGAAGAGAAGAUUGCCUUUGAGAAAGGAUUUUGCUAUCGCACUCUUAAAAAUAGUUUCCCGUGUGAAUCGCCCUACUGUACCAUUCUAUGUUACAACUGUCACUUCUAAUUUAAAUGAAGAAUCUACAGUACCAUACUCCCCACCUGUUACUUCAGCAGCUGAAAUGAUUUCAGAGCUCUCUCAACAAGACGUCACUACCUUCUCUCCAUAUGUCACAUCAUUGGCAAAAAAGAUUACAACAAGAGCUGUAACAUAUUCUCCGAAGGUUGUUUCUUCUGCCACUGUGGGAACCACACCACAUAAUUCCACUGCUAAACUAAAAGCCACUUCCAUUAAUUUGGUGACAGAGAAAAUGCCAGAAGUUUUCACUACAUCUGACUUGUUUAAAUCCACAUCUACAUUUGCACCACUGUCUUCACCAUUACUUAGCCUUUCUUCUGAUGCAAUAAAUUCUACCACAGCAACUCCAACUGCAACUGUAGCAGUUCCCAUUACUGAAACUACUUUAUCAGAAACUGUCACUGUUGUUUCCAGUACAGAAACUCUCACGUCAACAGUUUCUGAAAUAAAGCCUUCUACAAGCACAGAAGCUGUAAACAAUCUUGCUACAAAUAAGUCUGUAGCUGCCUUUACAGAAAAUAUUAUUGAUGAAAUACAGACCAGUUAUUCCAAUAAAAUUGUACAUACCAGCAACUCGUCUUCUCAGGAAGCAAUGAAAAUUAGGAAUUCUAAAAUCAGAUUUGUUUCUGUUGACAGACCACCUCUGGAAAGUGACAAUCUUGUUACUGAAUCGUCACCUGACUUAAGUUCUUCAGUAAAAGAGUCUGUAGUUACGGAGCAAUCAACAGCAACUUAUUCAAAUACUGAAAAAGUUUCAGCAUCUUCUACUGUACAAAUUCCUGCCUCUUCUAGUACAACAAGUGACAGUGAGUUUGCUUCUGUAGAGAUGCUGAAAAUGAUAAAUACAUCAACAAUGGCUGUUUCAGUUGACAGAGCUCUUCCAAACAAUGAUACCCUUGAUGCAAAUCAACCAAUCAGUCUCGUACCUUCUGCUUCACCUAACACAUCCAGCAUUUCCUUGCCAGUGACAGGAGCAUCAAAACUCGUUAUAGACUCUGUGACACAAUCUGUACCAUCUUCUACAGAGACUGACUCCUUAGUUAGAACACGCUUCCCAGUGAGAAUUACUAUUGCACCAAGAGGUACUGCUAGUACUACUACUAUACCUCCACUUGUAAAAGGAAAAAGCAAUAGUGAUCCAGUUGCCCAAAGGAGGAUUGUGGAUAAUGUUAAUGACGAGACUCAGCAUUUAGCCACUACAUCUCAUUAUCAAACUACAACUACAGUCCGCACUCCUCUUCCCUUUGUUAUCUUUGGAAUAUUCCCUAAUAACACUGUGUUCCGCAAAUACCCUCAUUCUGGAAAGACAGAACAAGUCAGUGAAAAUGAGAUUGCUAGACAUCAAGAGUAUUAUCCUGAAGAGCAGACAUCACAGACCAGUUAUACUACCUCAGUAACUGGUGACCCAAUAGGAAAUGAAAUAUUAUACAGGAAUGCAAUGAGAAAUUCAGUUCAAACAAGUCUGCCUCGUGCUACAGUGAAUACAAGGCUGCCUGCAGGAAGAAAUCCAUCAGAGAAUGAAGUAGCAUGGGCUCUUGGCACCAGAACAAGCAUCCCUAUUCCACCAGCACAAAGUGAAAUAGACAGCGGGCAGCAGACUGAAAUGAUCAGUGAUUCCAAAACGUUCAUCACAGGGCCUGAGUCAAUAGUAGUGAGUGCUUCUGACAGAUCAGUGAUUCCUACUGUUACUCAACGUGUACAGCCUCAAGUGACAUUUGCUCUUCCAUCUGAGGUAUCAAAUUCUGUCUAUAAUGUUCAGGGCUCCAAAUACAGCAACUAUUGGUCCAGCUCCACGAGUGAGAAGCCCAAGUUCCACUACAUUACCAGCAACUCUCUUUUUGCUGAAAUUUCAACAUCAACAUCUAUCCCCCUGUUCAUUGUUACACCUGAACCAGCAACUUCCAGCACGACAAAGAUAGUAUAUAAAUGGAAACCAGUUACUGAGAAGCAAAAUCUUGUUGAAAAGACCACCGACAAUGGCAUAUCCUCAACAAAAACUGAAAAACUGAACAUUGCUACACAGUUGCCCAUACAAACAAAUGCUCAGACAGUCCCUUCAUCAACUGUGAGCAGUACUGAAGCAACAUUACCAUUGUCAUCAUCAACCAUGACUAUAUCCCAGAUCACAGAUAACAUAUUGCGUGGAGUACCUAAACUUGAGACUGCUGCUACCAUUCUAUCUGGCAUCAGUAAUCCACAAGAGAUGACAACCCCAGUGAUCAGUGCAAGUGAAUCAACAAGCAAACUAUCCACAGUUGAAAGGAUUGGUAGCACACUUUUAUCAUCAGUGCCAAUGAUGAAAGAAAGACUAACUACUAGUGCUAGAGUAACCACAGAAAGAUUCUUGUCACAACCAGCAACAUCACCAUCACCCCCGCUGAGUAUUAGAGGCUUGAUUUCGAGGGUUCUGGGAAAUAUUACACCAAACUUGUCAACAGCUUCAACUAUUGGAAAGUCUACUGCAUCUCCAGUAAUGACAGUGACAGCCAAAAGACAGCUGACAACUAUGACAUCACUACCAGUAAGUUCCUACAUAACUGAAAGACUGGUGACAGUAACUCCUGUUGCCCCACUGACAAAUAAUUCAUCUUCAAAACCUAUUGACAUAUCAUCUGCAUCUGUAGAAACUAAAACAGUUGCUCCGACCACUAAACCAGCAACCUCACAACCGACCACUGCUAAGGCUGCACCUGCCACAGUAACAACUAUUAAGACAACAACCAAAGCUACAACUAUGAAACCAGCUAUUGUGACCAUUGCCACAUCUCUCAUGACAACAACUUUGAAACCUACCAGCCAAAAGUCAUCAACCUCUAAACCCUCUACACCAAAGCCUACAACUCCCAAACCUACCACAGCAAAGGCAACAACUCCCAAACCAACCACACCAAAGCCAACAACUCCCAAACUAACCACAUCAAAGCCAACAACUCCCAAACCUACCACACCAAAGUCAACAACUCCCAAACCUACCACACCAAAGCCAACAACUCCCAAAUCAACCACACCAAAGUCAACAACUCCCAAACCCACCACAGCAAAGCUAACAACUUCCAAACCUCCCACAGCAAAGCCAAUGACUUCCAAACCCACCACACCAAAACCAACAACUUCCAAACCCACCACUCCAAAGCCCACAACUUCCAAACCUAUGACACCAAAGCCAACAACUUCCAAACCUGCUGCACCAAAGUUAACAACUUCCAAAACUGCAGCACCAAAGCCUACAACUCCCAAACCAACCACACCAAAGCCAAUGACUCCCAAACCCACCACUGCAAAGCCAAUGACUUCUAAACCCACUACACCAAAGCCUACAAAUUCCAGACCCACCACACCAAAGGCAACAACUUCUCAGCUGGCAGCACCAAAUCCUAGUACUUCUAAACCAACAGAAAAAAUUACCCGUCCACUGGAAAAGACCAUAUCCACAGUUGCUCAAACUACAUCUGACUCAACUUCCGCAACUUAUACUCCACCUCCUGUUACUUCUCCUAGAAAUUCACUUGCAUACUCAUCACUGAACACUGUAGAAUCAGGCAUCAAACAUGUAGAAAGUGAAUCUGUGCAUGAAAGAAAUAACUGGCAGACACUAGACAGACAAGGUCGUUUAGAAGAACUCUCUCUUCUUAAUAUUCUGGCACAAAAUGUUGGUGGCAGGCAAGAACAAAAGAAAGUGAAUCUGGCUGAUAAGGUCAUUGAAGCAGCUUUGUAGCGGUCUUCUACAACUUCUUUGCCCCUUUUCAACAAUAAUCUUCCA